AUGGCCGGUUUCUCCUCCUCCGGCCCCUCCGAUCCCUUCGACUCCUCCCGCUCCGGCAGCAGCAACCCCUUCACCGGCCCCUCCAUCGCCGUCAUCCGCGGCAUCCCCAUCGCCGAGCGCGUGCCAGUGACGCUCUCCACCACCGCUGCCAACUUCUUCCCGUGGAAGAUGUACAUCGGGCUGCUCUUCCGCGAGUAUGAUCUCCUCGAUCACGUCGACGGCACCAUCGACCUCCUCGCCAUGCCGCACGACCCCGAGUGGCUCGCAAUCGAUGCCACCAUCAUCCGCUGGUUUUACCAGACCGUCUCCAACGACAUCUUCCGCACCGUCGUCCGGGACGGCGACUCCGCGCGCACGGUUUGGGCUAAGAUCACCGGCCUCUUCACCGACAACAAAAUCCAGCGGGUCACCUUCCUCCAGCAGGAGUUCUUCGGCACCCACCAGAACGACCACUCUCUCGACGAGUACGUCCUCAAGCUGAAGAGCCUCUCCGACGAGCUCCGUGACUUGGAGUUUCCGAUCGAUGACAAGAUCAUGCUAUCUACCAUGUCGGCGGGUCUCGGCGAGGAUCUCAGCAACGCUGCCUCCAACCUCACGCUCCUCACCACGCCCUCCUUUGAGCAGGCCGUGGCCUACCUGCGCCUCGAGGAGCGCCGCCUCAAGCAUCUCCGGGCUCGGGCGACCCAUACCGCCUUCGUCCCCGGCCUCUCCCGCGGUGCCCAGACACCUGCGCCUCGCGCCCCCGCGCCUCGCCCCACGGGUCCGUCACCGGGCUUCCACUCAUCCGGCACCCAAGCCGGUCCAACCGGCUCCUGGACCGGGCAGGCCGCUACCCCUGGCGGUGGUCGCCGCGGGUGUCGUCGCCGUGGCGGUGGUGGCAACGGCGGUGGCAAUGGUGGCGCCAACGCCACCGACCCCGCGCCUCGUCCACCUCAGCACACCGCCCCUCCGCCAUGGACCACUGGUCACAAUCCGUGGACCGGGUCGUUCAUGCCUACUCCAUGCCCGUGCCGCGUGCUCCCUACCCGGGCAUCAUGGGGCCGCGUCCGGCCACCCACCAGGCUUUCUACGCGGCGCCCCAGCCCGCCCCGGCCUACGCCUCCCCGGCCUACCCCCUCCCCCCCGAGCUCGGCCUCGUGGGACCCCGCGCUCCUGACCGCCCUCCAGAGAGUCCCCACCGCUGAGGCGUAUGGUGGCGGUGGCGACUGGUUCAUGGACACCGGCGCCUCCGCGCAUAUGGCUGCGCACCCCGGUAACCUCUCUUUUUCUACACCCGCCUCCACUUCCUCUCGCAUCAUCAUUGGCAACGGUCAUGCUCUCCCCAUUACUCACACCGGUUCCGUCUCUUUUCCUUCCAAUUCCACUCCUCUCUCUUUAACUAACGUUUUUGUUUCUCCUGACUUGAUUAAAAAUCUUGUUUCCGUUAAAUCUUUCUGUCGUGAUAAUCCUGUGACUGUGGAAUUUGAUGCCUUUGGUUUUUCUGUCAAGGAUGGUCGUACUCGGAUGCUCCUCCACCGAUAUGACAGCCCCAGCGAUUUGUACCCUGUUGGUUCGGCCUCCACCACCGCCAGCAGCCCACUCGCCCUCUCCGCCGGCGUCGAUCUCUAG
Lolium perenne is the source of this 1608-nucleotide messenger RNA. RefSeq lists its product as uncharacterized. The record is from RefSeq and is a predicted model, not a curated record. NCBI's taxonomy places the organism in Eukaryota, Viridiplantae, Streptophyta, Magnoliopsida, Poales, Poaceae.